Molecule: messenger RNA, 1221 nt
Organism: Boeremia exigua
Lineage: Eukaryota; Fungi; Ascomycota; Dothideomycetes; Pleosporales; Didymellaceae
Product: ketose-bisphosphate aldolase
Exons: 2
Coding region: 256-1131 (291 amino acids)
Biological process (GO): carbohydrate metabolic process
Molecular function (GO): zinc ion binding; aldehyde-lyase activity
Source: RefSeq, a predicted model, not a curated record
AGCUAACUAGGCCGCUUCUGUCACGCUCCCUGCUUCUGAUGCUCGACUCGAGCACCAAUAGUACUGCAUCAAUUCCGCAGGACCUCCGCAGCCUGUAUCUGGGCGGUUGGCUUCGGUUUCGACAAUCUGAAGCUAUGAACGAGUGAGCGCAGGACCAUGCUCAAACUUCAACAGCUUCUGUACACACAAUCUAUCUCAAAAAUUACUCGUGCAACAUGAUGGAUCUUAAAGAUAACCGUACUUUGCGCAUCCUCAAUGCUGCAGCUACAGGCAAAUAUGGUAUUCUGUCAGCCAUUGCGUAGGGUUCCAUGUACCAAUUGCCCGGCAAGAGUACUCACCUGUUCCAGUUACAAUGUCGAGCAACUCACGGCUCUUGUUCGCGCUGCUGAGGCAAAGCGGUCGCCCCUCAUUAUUCAACUUUUCCCAUCAACACUUAUACAGCUUCCGCUGCUAGCGCACGCCGCUGCACAUGCAGUCAAAACUGCUACUGUCCCGCUGUCGCUGCAUAUCGAUCAUGCACAGAACGAAGCGCAUAUCCGCGAAAUCAUUGCAACUUUACCGGUGGAUUCAGUCAUGGUCGAUAUGUCACAUUACGACGAGGCCGAGAAUCUUGAGAAGACGCAGCGUCUAACAAUAGAAUGCCAUGCAAAGGGAAUUGCUGUGGAGGCUGAGAGUGGGAGAAUCAACGGGGGUGAAGACGGUAUCGCAGACACCGGAGAUUUGGAAGCACUAUUCACAUCUCCCGAAGACGUCGACAAUUUCAUCGCCGCGGGCGUCGACAUCCUCGCGCCCUCCAUCGGCAAUGUGCAUGGCGACUACGGGCCCUCUGGCCCCGCAGAGGGACAAAUUCACUUCGACCGUCUCGAGGCCAUUGACAGACAGAUCAACCAGCGAGUGCUAGUAGCGCUGCACGGCACCAACGAUUUCCCGGCAGAGGUCAUGCAGAGAUGUAUACGCGCUGGUGCAAUCAAGCUGAACGUCAACAAAUUGUUGUUGGAAGUUGGCAAUGAGGUGCUUAGACAGAACGCGGCAAGCACGCCGCUGGUGAAGUUGAUUGAUCAGCAGAUGGAUGCCAUACAGGCGGAGACCGAGCGGUGGAUGGAUAUCUGUGGGAGUAGCGGGAAAGCAUGAGAUGACAUGUUUCGGACAAGAAGAUCAUCAGUGGGCCUGCAGAUUCGUUUACUGCGGCAGUGGAGCUCGAGAUAUCUAAUGCCUAGAUAC